CUCCCUGCGACCUGCGACUCCCUCCAUCGCCUCGACGUCCCCCGGGCCCCGCCCGUCCUCUACCCACUUCUACCAUCGCCUAGCCGUUGUCCCAUGCCCCGAUGUCGUACACCUUGAUUUCGUGAUUCGUCGCGCACCUCUUCGGCUCGCGCGGGCAUGAGACAGGCCGCAUCACUUCAGGUAGGUCUUCCGGUGGCGUGCUCAAACCAGCUCGACUCCACGUUUCUUUUCUUUCUGCUUCGCACGAUUCUCUGAUCUUUCUCUCCUUUCCCCGUCGUGGAUGGUCCAACGUCGCGCGAGAUUUCCCGUUUAGGACACUCGGAGGUCCAUCGCGCGAAACCUGAUGUACCCGACCGACCGGGGAUUUCCGCGUUCCACGAGUACCGUGCCAGAUCGAGGACGAUCGUUCCGAUUGGGAUCUCUCAUCGAUCAUCCUUAUGAUGGAAUAUGAAAUGUUCCACGUGAGAGUGACAGUUUCGCGUCUUGGGAUUCCAUAUCCGGGGACACUCCCUUUUAGCCGAGCGAAAUCGGCGGUGCGUACCUAUGUGCCGAUGAGCGCCGACAAGUGCCGAUUAAACGCAUCGCUAAUGAACUAGCAAGGCCGAAAAUUAGAUCAUGAGUUCCGAAGAUACAACUGAUACAACUGACAAUGCGGCGGCGGCGACGGCGGCGGCAGCUGAUUCCUUUGGCGUAGCUGCACAAACAAAUUGGGUCCAAUUUGAGGAGGAGGCAGAUUCGAAAGAAGCUACCAAUGUCGAAAGAAAAGCCGGCAACAGUAGCGCGCCCGCCGUAAUAAAGCCCGAGUCGGUUACUGUACAAGUUGACAAAAUCGGCAAAAGUAUUGACCCACCUGAUAUUAAUAAUAAGAAAACCAAUGAGUACAGAGGUGCUGUGAUAGCAACCGAAUCCGUCCAGAUUAACUUAGAUAGAUCAGGUUUAAGUCGUUCUAUCACGUCCGAGACUCCGAAUCUUAAAUUACCGUCUGAUGUUCGAACGUCAGAAGUCAAGAGCGCUUCUUUGAAGACCAUUGACCUGAGGGAUGUGUCCAAUGGAAGAAAUGCACCGAGUAACGUUAUCAAUACGUCGAUUGGAAACAUCAGGCAGGGUUUUGCCAAUGGCGAUACCAUAGUUACUCUUCUGCCGGUAAAUACUAAGUGGCCGUGGAUUACUCCGGCCAGAUUCAGACCGGAAUUGGUGCCGGAGGAAUUGAUGGCACAAGGAUUAACCCUUACAGUAGAAGAUUAUGUUCACAUAAUGGAAUUACUUGUGAACGAUGUACGCUUCAAUAUGUAUAACAUAUGCUACAAGAGGAUUCUCGUCCUUUGGAUAUUCACCGCCUUCGUUGUGCUGCUUGGUUUAUUGUUCUCUGGUGUGACUGGCCUCACUUUAUUCGGACUAGGUGUUAUGUGGUUAAUCCUGAAUGCAGCUGCAAUAUUCUUCUGCAUGUUUAUCAAAAUAAAGCUCAAUCACAACCUUGAGAAAUGUAUGGCUCAAGUUAACAAACAUUUAUUAAGACAUAAAAUAUUAUUGGGAUUAGAUGAUAGAGGAAAAAUCUCCUGCCACAAAGUUAAUCUGUGUUUCAUAUACUUUGACACUACGGAUUGCGUUAAAAAGUUGCAAGAAGUAAUAGAACGAGAAGAACGCGAAGGUAGAAUAAUUGGUGGCGAUGAUGCAAAUGAUAUAAAUCGACAACGAGAAUUACAGCAACGUAUGGACAUUGACGACAGUGACAUUGUUAUACAAGGCAGCACCACUACAAGAAUCUCUCGUAAACAGGAACGGGCGGAGUUGCUGUUGCUGAGGUAUGCGUCUCGAUGGGCACGUCACUUCGUGCGUCGCAGACUUGAUCUGGUUAUAGACUCGCAGGAACGUGAUAGAGGUAUUAUGGGUCUGUCUGUUCCACCGCGCCAUUGUGUCUCCGCCCGUUGCCCUUGUCAAUUCAUUGAGGACCAUCUCAAACACAAGCCGAGAGGGUAUCCACCAGGAUUUACAUGGUGUGCCUACCUUAGUGAACCUGUGACCCGAUUUGACAUGGUACCAAGUUUUUCCCAUUAAAUAGUUUCUGUUUUUACAGAUCGUGUUGAUACAAUAUCGUUCGAAUUUAUAUAUAAACAGAUGAGCUAUAUGUCAAAAUAAGAUAUACCGUUAUAUGUACAGAGAACUAUUUACACGUUAAUUUAAUUAUAUAUCUUUUUAUUCGCGCAUUUGUUUAGAAUAGUUACUUAAGCGAAAAUUAUCUAUUAUCAGAUUUUAUAAUAUAUAUAUUUUUUAUAAC
Acromyrmex echinatior (Panamanian leafcutter ant) is the source of this 2275-nucleotide messenger RNA. RefSeq lists its product as uncharacterized. The record is from RefSeq and is a predicted model, not a curated record. NCBI's taxonomy places the organism in Eukaryota, Metazoa, Arthropoda, Insecta, Hymenoptera, Formicidae.